Rhipicephalus sanguineus (brown dog tick) is the source of this 745-nucleotide messenger RNA. Its product is annotated as astacin-like metalloprotease toxin 5. Gene Ontology annotation, biological process: proteolysis. Gene Ontology annotation, molecular function: zinc ion binding; metalloendopeptidase activity. Lineage: Eukaryota; Metazoa; Arthropoda; Arachnida; Ixodida; Ixodidae. The record is from RefSeq and is a predicted model, not a curated record. Bases 35 to 745 code for a protein of 236 amino acids. The transcript is spliced from 5 exons.
UGAGCUUCGGUAGCGAGCACAGAAAAUCGCCAUCAUGCACGUUGUACAGGCUUUGAGCAUUGUUGCGCUGACGCUUAUUUCCUCCAUGCCUUGGAGGUUGCAGGCUUCUCCUGGGGCCCGUCCGGUGGCUAACUGGAAGCACCCAGGAGUGCUGGCCUUGGAAACAGGAGGAAACUUCGAGGGAGAUAUUCUUCGGCCCACAAACAGCUCCACUGAUCGCAAUGCAGUUACGGAGAAGGACGAAUUGUGGCCCGGGGGAGUCAUUCCUUACGUCAUCGACGCUAAACUGAACGUGGUGAAGGCGGUAAUACCUUUCCUCUACGCAACACACAGGUGCAAUUCGAUUGUUGGACGCGCGGGCGGCGCUCAGGAGGUGUCCCUGGGUACCCACUGCCUCUACCAGGGUACAAUUGCACACGAGCUGAUGCACGCGGCAGGAUUUGACCACGAACAUUCACGUUCCGACAGGGACGAAUACAUUGACGUCUUCACAAAGAACGUGGAACCAGAAAACGUGGAACAGUUCGAGAAGCUCGCGCCUUGGAAGAACAGGCUGCUGACGCCCUUCGACAUGGACUCGAUCAUGCUAUACGGCUCGGCGACGUUUGCCCGAAAGCCAGGCCUGGUCACCAUGUUGGCCAAGGACGGCAGCCGCCUCAAAGAAGUUCACCAGAAGCGGGGAUUGAGCGCUAGCGAUGUGCGCAGGAUAAACAUGCUGUAUCAAUGCAAAAAUAAAAAGAUUUAG